CGCCGCUGUGCCGCGGCGCCUCCAGAGCGGCUGGCUGCGGGCUGCCCCUGCCCCGCUCCCGGCGCUGCCCGCGGCGGGGCGGGCGGGGACAGCGGCGAGCCGAGCGACCCAGGGAGCGGCCCGCCGCCCCCGGGGAACGCUCUGCUCCGGGGAGCAGCGGGGGGAGGCGGCUGGCACAGACGCCGGAGCUCCGCCGCCCGCCCCCCCGGCACCGCCGCCGUCUGCCCAGCGCUGGCAGCCCCGGGAGAUGGUGACACAUGAAGCGUGCGGGAAGGACCAUGGUUGAGAGGACCAGCAAGUUCUUGCUGAUCGUGGCCGUCUCGGUGUGCUUCAUGCUUAUCCUGUACCAGUACGUGGGGCCGGGGCUGAGCCUGGGUUCCCCCAGCGGCCGCUCCUACUCGGAGGAGCUGGACCUCUUUCCCACGCCGGACCCGCACUACGUGAAGAAGUACUACUUCCCCGUGCGGGAGCUGGAGCGGGAGCUCGCCUUCGACAUGAAGGGCGAGGACGUGAUCGUCUUCCUGCACAUCCAGAAGACCGGCGGCACCACCUUCGGCCGCCACCUGGUGCAAAACGUGCGGCUGGAGGUGCCCUGCGACUGCCGGCCCGGGCAGAAGAAGUGCACCUGCUACCGCCCCAACCGCCGGGAGACCUGGCUCUUCUCCCGCUUCUCCACGGGCUGGAGCUGCGGGCUGCACGCCGACUGGACCGAGCUCACCAACUGCGUGCCCGGAGUGCUGGACCGCCGGGAGAGCGCCGCCGCCAAGACGCCCAGAAAAUUCUACUACAUCACGCUGCUGAGAGACCCCGUAUCUCGUUACCUCAGCGAAUGGCGUCACGUCCAACGAGGAGCCACUUGGAAGACCUCCUUGCACAUGUGUGAUGGCAGGACACCAACUCCUGAAGAGCUGCCCUCGUGCUAUGAAGGCACAGACUGGUCGGGCUGCACGCUGCAGGAGUUCAUGGAUUGCCCGUAUAACCUGGCCAACAACCGCCAGGUGAGGAUGUUGGCUGACUUGAGCUUAGUGGGCUGCUACAACAUGUCCUUCAUCCCGGAGAACAAGCGAGCACAGAUCCUGCUGGAGAGCGCAAAAAAAAACCUCAAAGACAUGGCCUUCUUCGGCCUGACUGAGUUCCAGAGGAAGACUCAGUACCUGUUUGAGAGAACUUUCAACCUGAAAUUCAUCCGGCCCUUUAUGCAGUACAACAGCACCAGGGCAGGAGGGGUGGAGGUGGACAAUGACACCAUCCGGAGGAUCGAAGAGCUCAAUGACUUGGACAUGCAGCUCUAUGACUAUGCAAAGGACCUCUUCCAACAGCGCUACCAGUACAAACGGCAGCUGGAGAGGAUGGAGCAGAGGAUAAAGAAUCGGGAAGAGAGGCUUCUUCACCGGUCCAAUGAAGCACUUCCCAAGGAAGAGACCGAAGAGCAAGGACGUUUGCCCACUGAGGACUACAUGAGCCAUAUUAUAGAGAAGUGGUAGCCUAGGCAGACUUUUAUAUUAAUGAUAUUCUAGGGUUUCCAUAUAAGAGAUCAUGGAAGUAAAAUUACAAAAACAACAAAAAAAAAUAUUUUAUUUAAAGCAAGUCUGUAAAACAGAAGAUAGAUUGCUUCCUUAAGCAUAGGGUCUUUUUACUGUUUCUUACAAGACCGAUGAGAUUCUUAAAAAAAAACAAUAAAUACAUAAAAAUAAAAAAGGGGUCAACAUUCUAAUGCAGAGGUCAAAAAUGCACAAAUGCAGUUACCCACUUGUAAGGCCAAAUACAGAAGAAUGUUUCUUAUCCUCACAAUUCAAACACAAAUGGCAGAAGUAGGAUUUUUUAAAAACCUAUUUAUCCCCUGAGCAUUAACGAUAUAAAGACACAUAAUUUGAAAACAAGGAAACUGAGGUUUCCUUUUGUGUGGGAGGCGGGAUAGGAAUUGCAUUGUUUGUGACUGAUAAUGGUGACGAAGUUGAGGAUGUGCUCUCCUGUCAGGCUGAUCUGAGCACACGGGCAGUCACAGUGUUUCAGCUGGCAGGCUCUGCCAGAGAGUAGAGCACCAUGAAAACAGAGGAAAAAGAAAAAUAGCUAGAGGAUGAGAAACAUUAAAGUAAAUUGACUGUGGCCUGGGAUAUGUACUUAGCACAGUGGUUUUGAUACAUUGCACUGGUAUCACAUUUACAGACGCAACUUCAUCCCAAAAGUAAUAGGGAAUUCAUGCACGGAGCUCCCGCAUUUGUUUCCCAGAUGGGUCCCAAAACAAUGUAAAAGCCAACCAAAUUCCUCAUAGGCUCAAACAUGCACUCACAUACCAUCCUGUCACCCUACACCAGUGCUGCUCAUGCCGUCAUCAGUAUUAUGUGUUAACAGCACAUGAAAACCCCAUCCUACAUACUAAGGAAAAGGAAGAUGAAUUUAAACACUCCCUCAUAAAUCUGCACAACAAGGUUCCAGGAAGACCCUGCAAAUGAUCAGCCAUUAUUGGGAACGUGAUGAGGGCGUGAUUUUGUUUUGUUUGUUGCUAUGUGAAAUACUGACCCAGAAUAAGCAUACAGAUGUACCCUAUCUGUAUUUUUACAGUUAUUUUUACUUGCUUUUAUCAAGAGAUAAUGGGCAUCAGCUUGCUUCCAGUGAAGUCAGUAGAACUGAUUUAAGUGGGAACAGGAUGGAGCUCUCUUCCAGAGCUGUGAAAAUUUCUGACUAUGGGUCUGAAUUAAUUAUGACACGGUGCACAUUGUCUUUUGGCAGGGUGCCUGUUCUGCAGCUCUUACUUUAAAUGAACAAGCUGUGUUCAUAAAACUGGAAAGGAGAAUCAUGGAUAAUGUUUUUUUAGUCUCAGACCACUCUCAAAGCAAAACUCUUUCUCUUUCAAUGCUGUUUUUUAGAGGCUCAUGUAAGUUUAAUCCUCCAGUGUGGGGACAGCCUAACUGGGUUCUGCUUACUGACUUUUGAGUCACAGAACAACAAUGACUUCUCUAAUUCCUCUUCCCACUCACCAAAUUAAAAGUAUGGCUUAUUUUUUUUGCUGUUGCAA
Empidonax traillii (willow flycatcher) is the source of this 3016-nucleotide messenger RNA. It is a transcript of the gene HS6ST1, whose product is annotated as heparan sulfate 6-O-sulfotransferase 1. Gene Ontology annotation, molecular function: heparan sulfate 6-sulfotransferase activity. Gene Ontology annotation, cellular component: membrane. The coding region runs from base 258 to 1484 and encodes 408 amino acids. NCBI's taxonomy places the organism in Eukaryota, Metazoa, Chordata, Aves, Passeriformes, Tyrannidae. The transcript is spliced from 2 exons. The record is from RefSeq and is a predicted model, not a curated record.